Molecule: messenger RNA, 432 nt
Organism: Liolophura sinensis
Lineage: Eukaryota; Metazoa; Mollusca; Polyplacophora; Chitonida; Chitonidae
Product: transcription factor 21-like
Exons: 2
Coding region: 1-432 (143 amino acids)
Biological process (GO): developmental process; regulation of transcription by RNA polymerase II
Molecular function (GO): DNA-binding transcription factor activity, RNA polymerase II-specific; protein dimerization activity; RNA polymerase II transcription regulatory region sequence-specific DNA binding
Source: RefSeq, a predicted model, not a curated record
AUGCCAAAGCGUCGAGAACGGGAAGCUAAGUUGAAUGAAACUGAUGAUGAUUCUAGUGACGGUAGUGGAGAAUUGUGUAAAGUCAGGAAAGAAGAGCAGCGGUCAGCGGCAAAUCGCCGAGAGAGGACACGUAUGAGAGUUCUGAGCAAAGCGUUCGGCAAACUCAAGACGACCUUACCCUGGGUUCCGCUGGACACAAAACUUUCCAAGCUGGACACUCUUCGGUUAGCUUCAAGUUACAUAGGUCAUCUUAAUCGAAUGCUGAUCAGUGGAGAGGAUACAAUUUCAUCUCUAAAUUUCUGUCCGGAGAAUUUGUCGGACGAUGGAGGAUGGGAUAAGGCGGGGUCAGUGCUGCCCGGGCACAGGAGGGGCUCAGUCGGCGUGACCGUCGACAUUCCGCCCCGUCCACAGCAUUCCGAACAGGUUGGAUAG